Vicia villosa (hairy vetch) is the source of this 1320-nucleotide messenger RNA. RefSeq lists its product as uncharacterized. The coding region runs from base 1 to 1320 and encodes 439 amino acids. The transcript is spliced from 3 exons. The record is from RefSeq and is a predicted model, not a curated record. NCBI's taxonomy places the organism in Eukaryota, Viridiplantae, Streptophyta, Magnoliopsida, Fabales, Fabaceae.
AUGUCAGUUCUUGUUAAUGGUAGUCCAACUCGAGAAUUUUCGGUUACUACAGGGUUAAGGAAAGGAGAUCCUCUAUCUCCUUUCCUCUUUUUGUUGGUGGCAGAGGGCUUUGAGGCAAUGGUAAAGGUGGCCUCUUCUUUAGGUGAUUUUAAAGGUUUUAGCUUGGAUGAUCAUAAUCAUUUUGAGUUACUUCAAUUCGCCGAUGAUACGAUUUUGAUUGGCGAGAACUCAUGGAACAAUCUUUGUACUUUCAAGGCCAUUCUUAGGGGUUUUGAACUUGUGUCCGAUUUGCGUGUCAAUUUGAACAAGAGCCGAAUUAGAAGUUGGCAUGAUAGACAACUUUCAAUCGGCGGGAGAGUUGUGCUUUUGAACUCUAUUUUGUCUAGCAUUCUAAUUUUCUACUUCUCUUUCUAUAAGGUUCCAGAAUCCCCUAUUUUAGAGAUUAUUUCGAUUCAACGGUCCUUUCUUUGGGGUGGUCAAGAAGACAAGAAGAAUAUUAGUUGGAUUAGUUGGGAUAAAGUUCCAGAAUCCACUACUUUAGAGAUUAUUUCGAUUCAACGGUCCUUUCUUUGGGGUGGUCAAGAAGACAAGAAGAAGAUUAGUUGGGAUAAAGCGUGUUUACCAAAAAAAGGAAGGGGGCUUGGUGUGAAGCAUUGUGGGAAGUUCAAUUUAGCGCUACUUAGAACAAUGCCUCUUGGAAUUCUUUUCCCGGAUUUACUCUCUAUGUCCGAUGCUCCCCAUUUGAAGGUGGCGGAUAUGAGUAGUUGGAAUGGUGAAAAUUGGAUUUGGGCUCUGGGAAUUUUUUGCGAUUCGGAAGACCGGGCAUCCGCAAAGCAAUUGAAUAAUUUAGUGAUUCUCCUUGCUCCGGUUCAUCCGUGUCGCUUGCUCGAAGACUCUUUUGUGUGGUGGAUAAAUCCUUCCGGUUUCACGGUGAGUAAUGCUUAUGAUACCAUUAUGUUGUUUGAGUUACCGAUCCCUCCGUUGGAAAAUUCUUUUUCUUCUCUUUUCUCUCAGUUAUGGAAGACAAAGGUUCCUAAUAGAAUUCAUCUUUUUGGUUGGAGGUUGAUUUGGAGUAUAAUUCUUACGAAAUCGGAGUUGGCAAUGCGUGGAAUCUUAAUAGUGCCUCACUUGUUGGUGUGUCCUUUGUGUAGACGGGUUGACGAGGACUUGGACCAUCUUUUCCUUCAUUUCUAUAUUGUUAGAAUUUGGUGGAAAAAAUUGUCUAUUUGGCUUGGUUUAGAUGAUGCGUCUUUGGCCGAAACAAUUUUGAAGCGGCUCUCUUUAUUGGAAUCAUCUUGUAAAUCUUCUUUCCGUUUGUAA